Molecule: messenger RNA, 306 nt
Organism: Colletotrichum aenigma
Lineage: Eukaryota; Fungi; Ascomycota; Sordariomycetes; Glomerellales; Glomerellaceae
Exons: 3
Coding region: 1-306 (101 amino acids)
Source: RefSeq, a predicted model, not a curated record
AUGACAAAGUCAGGCAAAGCCAAGGCCGUCGUGAACGGAACCACCGUCGCGGAGACGACGGAGUGGGAGGAGGUGGAGGGGAACGUGUACUUCCCGCCCUCGGCGAUCAAGUCGGACAUCCUGGAGAAGACCUCGCACACGACGUUUUGCCCGUGGAAGGGGACUGCGGAGUACUACUCGCUCAAAGUCGGAGGUGACAAGCUCGAGAAUGCGGCGUGGUACUAUCCCACGCCCAAGGACGCGGCGAGCGAGAUCAAGGACCAUGUUGCCUUUUACAAGAGCAAGGUUACGGUCUCUGUUGAGUAG